UUCGAGACUACGGGACGCUACGUUCAUAAUGGCAUUAGCAAAAGAUAUCUUUAUAAUUGCUGCAAAACGAACCCCAUUUGGAACUUUCGGCGGGAAACUUAAAAAUAUAUCACCUACUGAUAUAUGUGUAAUAGCAGGAAUCUCUGCUUUGUCCAAUAAAUUAAAUAACAUAAAUGCUGCUGACAUAAAUUCAACAAUUGUUGGCAAUGUUAUUCAUACUUCGCCAGACUCAAUAUACAUAGGCCGGCAUGCAGCUCUUAAGCUAGGUAUUCCAGUAUCGACUCCUUCAUUGACAGUCAAUAGAUUAUGCGGAUCUGGGUUUCAAUCGAUAAUAAAUGGGAUUCAAGAUAUCUUAUGCAAUGAUGCGGAUAUAGCAUUGUGUGGUGGUACCGAAAAUAUGAGUCAAUGUCCUUACAUGGUUCGAAAUUUGCGAUUUGGCAUCAAAUUGGGCACGGAUCUUAAAAUGGAAGAUAGUUUGUGGCAGGGAUUGACUGAUUCCUAUGUCAAUAUGUCUAUGGCUAUAACAGCUGAGAAUCUUGCUGAAAAAUAUGGCAUUAGUAAAAUGGACGCCGACAAAUAUGCCUUAAAAUCGCAAAUGAGAUGGAAAAAAGCUCAAGAGCAAAAUGUGUUUCAGGACGAGAUGGCGGUGAUAGAUUUCAAUAAUCUACCCUCAGGGGUGGGAGGGAGUGAUUCAAAAUCAUCGAAAGGCAAACCACUCAAGGAUCCGUUUUUUGGUAUAGACGAACACCCAAAAAUUGAUACCACCCUUGAAAAUUUGCAAAAAUUGCCGGCCAUUUUUAAAAAAGGUGGAAAUGUUUCCGCCGGAAACGCUUCGGGAAUAUGCGAUGGGGGCGGCGUUGUCAUUGUGACUGACGGAGAAACUUGUAAAAGAAAAAAUUAUAAACCUUUAGCUAGGAUUGUAUCUUUUCACGUGUCAGGUUGUGAUCCUACUAUAAUGGGGAUUGGUCCGGUUUAUGCUAUCAAAGGAGCUUUGAAAAAAGCAAAUUUAAGCGUAAAAGACAUGGAUUUGAUUGAAGUUAACGAGGCUUUUGCCUCUCAAUAUCUAGCAGUAGAAAAGGAAUUGAACUUAAACCCCGAAAAAACAAAUGUUAAUGGUGGAGCUAUUGCUUUAGGGCAUCCAUUAGCCGCUUCCGGUUCGAGGAUUAUGGCUCACCUAACUCAUCAAUUAAGAUUGAAGAAUUUACGAUAUGCUGUAGGUUCCGCUUGUAUAGGAGGUGGACAAGGAAUUGCCAUCGUCAUUGAAAAUUUGGCUAAAUAAUUCCAUAUAUUGAUUUAAACAAAAAAAACCAAAUCAUAUUGUGAUAUUUUUUUUACAUGCUAAUUUUUUUUAUUUUCAAAAUAAUUGAAAAAUUUGUAAUACAUUUAUAUUUCGCUUAUUUUUAUUACAUACAAAUUAUAAACAUGAAAUGAAAUGACUAUUUUUGAUAAAUUAUUAGGGAAAAAAUAUAUUACUCACAUAAAGGUGGAUAUUAUU
Gordionus sp. m RMFG-2023 is the source of this 1495-nucleotide messenger RNA. RefSeq names its product 3-ketoacyl-CoA thiolase, mitochondrial-like. Gene Ontology annotation, cellular component: mitochondrion. Gene Ontology annotation, molecular function: acyltransferase activity, transferring groups other than amino-acyl groups. Bases 29 to 1279 code for a protein of 416 amino acids. The transcript has 10 exons. Lineage: Eukaryota; Metazoa; Nematomorpha; Gordioida; Chordodea; Parachordodidae. The record is from RefSeq and is a predicted model, not a curated record.